UGGACGCGGGGCGGCCACGAGCCCUACAUUUGCAGAGGGAAGCCGUGCCCGCCCAGACGGAAGCCGUGCCCGCCGCAGGACCGCUUCCAGCACAGACGCGCAGCGGCCGGCGGCUGCGGGUGUAACAGAGCCCGCGCUCUGGCUCCGCUCCUGGAACCAGGCCCGCGCCUCCGUCCUCCCCGACCUCCUUCCACUCAGAGAAGCAGGUCAUCUGAGCUUCAGCAACCCCCACCCACAUAGAACUAAAUAUUUUUCUUUUGAAUGACAACAGAAGCGUGGCCUAGAUUAAUGGCUUAAUUGUCCCCAGUGCUAAAAGGCGACUCACCAGCCCUGGCUCGCCAAGGAGGGGGCUGCUCGGGGAAUGGGCUGGAAUGCGGAGAGGGGAGGGAGCAGUCACUGCCCCGGGGACACGGCCCCACGGCCCAGGGGCUCCCCCAUCAUCUCCCUCACCCGUGGCCACCGCCCGCAACCGGACCCGGGCGACGCCUUUGGGCAGCCCCGCCCGCCCGCUGGCUCGCUGGUCCCCAGCCCUCUCCUCCGCCCCGCCUGGCGCACUGCAGAGCUUGCGAACUUCCCUGGACCCUGCAGAGAGGAGGCCCUGUCGACGCCUCCCGACUCUGGCCCUCUGGUCCCGGCGGCUCCCGGCGGCUCCGGGCCCACCACCCGCAGGGCAGGCUCUCGCCCCGGUGCAGACGCCGCCAGCGCCGCAGGUGCCGCCCAGAGGCAGCGCGAGGCAGAUGCAGAUCUGUGGCUCCAGAGUGUAUCCUGAGAAGUAUCUCUAGGCUCUCGGCCCGAUGCCUUGGCAGCGCCUCGAUCUGAAGAUGUCACCCCGGGUGCUGUGGGGCAGCCUCAGCCUGCUCCGCCUGGUGUGGUGUGUCCUUCCACAGACAGGCUACGUGCACCCUGAUGAGUUCUUCCAGUCACCGGAGGUCAUGGCAGAGGACAUCCUGGGCGUCGAGGCCGCCCGGCCCUGGGAGUUUCACUCCAGCAGCGCCUGCCGCACGGUGGUCUUCCCGCUGCUGACCUCCGGCUUUGCCUUCUGGCUGCUCAAGAUCUGGAAAGAACUGGGCCCGUGGCCUGGCCUGGUAAGUGGCUAUGCGCUGCUGGUGGGGCCCCGGCUCCUCCUCACUGCCCUCUCCUUUGCCCUGGACAUGGCCAUCUACCACCUGGCCCCGCUGUGGAGGGCGGAGCGCUGGAACGCCCUGGUCUUGCUGUCGGGCUCCUAUGUCACCCUGGUCUUCUACACAAGGACCUUCUCCAAUGCCAUCGAGGGACUGCUCUUCGCCUGGCUGCUGGUACUGGUGUCGCCCCGUGUAGCUGGGAGCCCCGCGCCCGGGAAGCCUGCUCGAGGCUCGUGGUGGCACAGCUGGCUUCUCGGGACCAUCGUGGCUGCCGGCUUCUUCAACCGGCCCACCUUUCCGGCCUUCGCUCUGGUUCCCGUGUUCCUCUGGGGCAUCUGUGGAGCCACAAGCUCUGCCUUCAAGUCACUGACCAAGGCAGCCCUGGGGCUCCUCCCAGGAGCGGCCCUCACAGCAGCAGUGUUUGUGGCUGCGGACAGCUGGUAUUUCUCCAGCCCGUUUACUAAAAGACCCAAUACCCUUGUCCUGACACCUGCCAACUUCUUGCAGUACAACCUGGAUCCUCAAAACCUGGAGAGGCACGGCACGCAUUGGCGGCUCACGCACCUGGCUGUCAAUGGUUUCCUGCUCUUUGGGAUGCUGCAUGCCCAGGCCCUGCGGGCUGGGUGGCAACAGCUGCGAGUCUGCCGCCAGGUCUUGGUACAGAUGCGCUCCCUGAGGGUGUGGGAUGCCCGGAGACUGCUGCCCGGCCCCAGCUCUCACCUCCUGCUCCUCUACUUCACGCCCCUAGCACUGCUGUCUGCUUUUAGCCACCAGGAGGCUCGCUUCCUGAUCCCCCUUCUGGUCCCCCUGGUCCUGCUUUGUAGUCCACAGACUCAACCUGUGCCCUGCAAGGGCACCCUAGUCCUCUUCAAUGCCCUGGGCGCCCUCUUCUUCGGCUGCCUGCACCAGGGGGGCGUCGUGCCCGGCCUGGAGCACCUGGAGCGGGUGGUUCAUGCGCCUGAGCUCCCAAACGUACCUACCCACUACACACUCCUCUUCACCCACACCUACAUGCCCCCGCGGCACCUCCUCCACCUCCCAGCGCCGGGGUCACUCGUGGAGGUGAUGGAAAUGGGUGGGUCUGAGGAUCCGGUCCUGUGCCAAACCCUGAACAACUUCACCAGACAACCGGCCUGCCAGGUGGCCGGUGGGCCAUGGCUCUGCCGCCUUUUUGUGGUGACGCCCGGCACCACCAGGCCUGCCACGGAGAAGUGCAGCUUUCCCCUCAAGAGUGAGACCCUUGUGUUUCCCCACUUGACCCUCGAGGACCCACCAGCCAUGUCCUCCCUGCUGAGUGGGGCUUGGAGGGACCAUCUCAGCCUUCACAUCCUAGAGCUGGGGGAGAAGCCCGACAACACGACAGAGAACUCGAGGCGGUAGAUGACGGCCCCACUCCACCUUCUCUUGGGGAAGCUGGGCUGGGACAGAGUCUGACUCUCUUCCGUUCCCUUCCCGUCCAGAAUUCCCACCCCUGCCUCUCCUGUCCACAGCCCUUGCUUUACUUUCUGGGUAAUCUGGCACCCUUCUCCCCUCAAAGACCAAAGAUCUGACCAGUCACAGUCCUGAUGCCAAGGCCCUGAUGCCCCCAAAGGACCUGGUAUAACCAGUCGGUCCCUAAUGUUGGUCCCUGCCCUAUUCCUUCCAGAAACUGUGAUGCUUUAAAUAUAUAAUAGCACCUUG
This is a messenger RNA of Myotis myotis, 2801 nucleotides long. It is a transcript of the gene PIGZ, whose product is annotated as phosphatidylinositol glycan anchor biosynthesis class Z. Gene Ontology annotation, biological process: GPI anchor biosynthetic process. Bases 795 to 2501 code for a protein of 568 amino acids. Lineage: Eukaryota; Metazoa; Chordata; Mammalia; Chiroptera; Vespertilionidae. Gene Ontology annotation, cellular component: endoplasmic reticulum membrane. The transcript has 3 exons. The record is from RefSeq and is a predicted model, not a curated record. Gene Ontology annotation, molecular function: alpha-1,2-mannosyltransferase activity.